AUACUCAUUCGAGGUCUGUGUCCGCAGACUGAAUCAUUAUCCUUCCGUGUAAAUAUGGGGGAAAAAAAUGGACAUUUAGUUUUUCUACGAAUUACAAUUUGGGACUUCAUUUGUCCGGGUGUCAGCGAAGGCACCGCUGAGUUUGUUGUGGUCCUGCGGGGCCGUGUCCGCCUCAACCAAUCAGAGAGUAGAAGGGUGGCGGUCGCGUCAUGUGACCACCUCCCACUUAGAUGACCACGCCCACUCCCUCCUCUCUCCCUGAUACUCGGCGCGUCUCUCAGACUUUAUUCAUUCCCUGCCAGGAACCCGACGCAGCAAAUCAACCAGAAAGCUCCAGAGAAUACGAAAGAAAUAAAGACAAAAACUGUCCUUCAUACAAGAAAUCCUCCUGCGACACAGGGAAAAAAAAGAAAAACGAUAAAAGAAAGUCGAAUCGCUGUCUCUUCUCGUAUUUUAUUAUAUUAUUUUCCAUUGAAAAAAUAAUAAUAAUAAAGAAAAGAUGAAGACCAAAUUUAUCAACGGGGUGUCUUCGUCCCCUUCCAUGUCCCUUGGUCUGCUGGUGACCGAGAACGCCCUGCAGGUCCAGCCCGACAUCCAGGACGACUGCAAGGACCUGGUGCGCGUCGACCAACCUGAACCGGACACCAGGCGCAAGGCCUAUCUGUGGUGCAGGGAGUUUCUCCACGGAGCCUGGAAGAGCGUGGCCGAGGACGACUUUCACAUCACCGUCAUAAGGGGUGGUCUGAGCAACAAGCUCUUCCUGUGCAGCCUCCCUGACAGCCUGGAUUGUGUUGGGGAUGAGCCGAGGAACGUCCUGCUGCGCCUCUAUGGGGCCAUCCUUCAGAUGUCCUGUAAUAAAGGGGAUUCUCGACAGUCAAACAAAGAAAAUCACUUCCAGGGCGCCGAGGCCAUGGUGCUGGAGAGUGUGAUGUUUGCCAUCUUGGCCGAGAGGGAGCUAGGACCCAAACUCUACGGCAUUUUCCCUCAGGGUCGCCUGGAGCAGUACGUCCCUAGCCGCAAACUGGACACCUGUGAGUUAAGCGACCCCAGCAUCUCUGCAGAAGUUGCAGAGAAGAUGGCCAAGUUUCAUGGCAUGCGGAUGCCCUUCAACAAGGAACCCAAGUGGCUGUUUGGAACCAUGGACAAAUACCUGAACCAAGUCAUGAGGCUGAACUUCACCAGAGAGUCCCAACUGCGCCGCUUCAACCGCCUGCUCAGCUACAACCUCCCGCAAGAGGUGGAUAUGCUGAAGUCUCUGCUGGAGUCCACUCAUUCUCCCGUGGUAUUUUGCCACAACGACUGUCAAGAAGGGAACAUCCUGCUGCUGAAGGGCCGUCAGAGCUCAGAAAAACAGAAGCUGAUGCUCAUCGACUUUGAGUACAGCAGUUACAACUACAGGGGAUUUGACAUUGGCAACCAUUUCUGUGAAUGGAUGUACGACUACACUUGCGAUGAGUUUCCUUACUUCAAAGUCAAUGCCCAGAACUACCCCUCAAAGGCCCAGCAGUUACACUUCAUCGAAAACUACCUGCGUGAGUUUGACCAAGGGUUCGACAACCUGAGCCCAGAGGACCAAAUGAAGGUGAAGGAGGAGAUGUACGUGGAGGUCAACAGGUUCUCCCUGGUAUCUCACUUCUUCUGGGGCUUGUGGUCCAUCAUCCAGGCAAGGCUGUCCACCAUCAAGUUUGGAUACCUGGAGUAUGCUCAGGCCAGAUUUGAUGCUUACUUCCAGCAGAAGAAGAUCUGGGCUGUCUAACGGAGUGAGACGAUUAGCUUGCAUUGACAACACAUUCAGUCAGAAAUGUCAGAAGGAAGACGUACAGGCUGAUAAAGAUUCCACGAUCCACGCUUUACUUACACUCCCUGGCCCUGCAGGGAUUAGCUGGCUACUGUUGGUGUUGUGUUGACUAAAGCCAAACCUUGAUCACAUGGCUAGGUGCUUAAAGUAUGCCCCACAGUCCAUUGCAGCUCAGUUUACACUGCGUAAAUACCUUAAGGCCAAAAACAAAGUUAGAAAGAAAUAACACUGACUUACUAACCUUCAUUGCCAGUCAGGAGUGCUCUCUGCUUCUGCCAUAUUUGAACCUAACUCAAUCCUUUAGAGUGGUGGACUUUGGUUAAGGCUAAGUCGGAAAUGUGAACAUUGCAUCAAUGUGUAUGUAAAGGUCAUUCCCUAAAGGAAAUGCUCUGUGGGAACGAACCAAAAUGAACUUCCUUGGGUAGAUUCCUGCUUUCUGAAGCAGCUGACUGCUAUGUGUAUUAUACAGUAUAUAUAGAUCUCAAUGUGCCAGUAGCCUGUCCACACUUGUUACUGAUGUUGGCUGGUGGAAUUGUGACUUGAUCAUCAGGUCCAGUUUUCUAGAUAUUACACACUUAACUAUUUGUUGGAUUUUUUUAAAUGGUUGUGUCUUCAGGCCAGGGCAAACACAGUUAUACUGUAUUUUCUUUUUUUUUUUUCUUUUUUUUUUAUGUAUGUGAAUACCUUCCUUGGCAACUCCAGCAAAUCAAAAUCAAAGGCAUCAGGUACCUCCAUUACAAUUUGGCCUUGUUCUUUGUGGCUUCCUUUCUAAUAAUACUGUGACUUUCUUUAGCUUUUCAAGGGAUACAGGUGUUGUGGAUUUAUAUUGUUAUUAUAGAUCACUGUGACAAGUAGAGAGCCUCAUCUCCAUAUAGUUUACACAUCAGAUACGAAUUGUCUGAUUUAGUCAGAAAAUCCAGAUGUUUUGUGUGUGUGUGUGUUAUUUUUGGUUGCCUGGUUGCUAAAUCCUUGGCGAUCGGAUUAUUUUUUUUCUUUUUUUCUUUUUUUUUGGUGUUUUGGCGCAAGUGCCUGCUGCCUCAGCAUUGUACCCAUAAUCUAGAAUAAUAAUGACGCAGGCAGUCAUGGUCACAGGUUGCACAGAUUUUUGCACAAAUUGCAACUGGGCAUCUGUGUAGUAGCCCUGUUAAAAGGGCAUUUAGUAAAGUCCAAGUCCUCACGUUGUCAAAUGGGUUGUCAAAAGCCUUCAUAUAUAACUAUGUCACCCUGUACAGACGGAUAAUUGCUCACUAUUGUGUAAAAACUGGUAUGGUGAGAGUGAAAACUGUGACUAAUUCAUCCAAAUAUCCAGAAACUCAUUUCGACCUCACCCAGCCAUUUUAAGUGAACCAAACAGAUGAGCAGAUGCGUUAUUGUACCAAUUUAUUAUCUGCUGCUAAGGCAGCUUUCACUUUGCCUCUAAAUUAACAGCUUGAUAAUUUAAAUUAUAGUUCUUACAUUCGGAGAAAAACACUUUUUUCCAUUCUGUUUGUACAGUAGCAGUCCUGAUUAAAUUUCCUUAUUAACAAAGACUACCCUGGAGAACAACUUCCCCCGCCCAUAAAUUUUGUUACGGGUCUAGAUUCUCUCUAUUGGAAGCUGAUCAUGUACUACACGAAUAAUGAAAUCACGAUAGACAGAAGAGUGGUUUUAGGACCAAUUGAGGCAUUUCUUUGUCAAACACUCGGGUGCUACCAGACUCAUAUUCUGAUAUGAAUUGAGUGUGGCUGUGCAAAGCUAGACCAUGACAGCAUAGCUUUUACAUACCAGAAAACAACUAUUCAAAUGCACUUUUUUCACAUUUAUCCAUAUUAGAAGUGAACAGUGAAGAACAAACUGACUAAAACUAAAAUUUAAACCUAUUGCUAAGCCCCACUUGUUAAGUUUUCCAUUCUUAUUCUGCUUAAAUAAAUUUUAUACAGCAAAAACAAGGCAGAUUUGACACUUUCAAUUGAUAGUUAUUUUUUAAAUGGUUUUGAAGGGCUCUAUACAAAAACAUGCUAGUUAAGCUAACAUUAGCAACACACCUAUGAAUGGGGUUUUAAAUAUGCACUUGAGAGCAACACAUAUAUUAUAAAAGCAAAGCAAAAAAAACAAAAAACACACACAAUAACAAUAACACAGACACUUUACUGAUUUUUUUUUUAAAACCCUUAAGUGAGCAUUACCUGUGAUGCUCUGUCACAUCUUAACCAAAUAUUACAUUGCGUAAAUACAGCAAUAGCUAAAUUUAUACAAAAUUAAGUCCUGCUAAAAGCUAACUAGCUUAGCUUAGAUUUCCAAUCAGAGAGUACAGUGUUGAGUCAGCUUUGUUUGACAUUAACCAGCACAGAGUUACGAGUUGUUAAUGUUAGCAUAAGGUCUAUUUUGACCUAGCCAUGCUCACUGUUGUGAUUUGCUGCUUAGUUUUUGAGUGGCACAUGUUUACGAUUGUGUUACAUUUGCCCCAGAGUCGGGCAUAACUGCAUUCCAGUUGAAAUCCUAGAUGGACGUCUCCAGGAAAUCCUUGUUGUGCUUGCUCUUUGUGACUACACAUUGAUAGGUCUUUGGCACAUUAUUCAGAUUUUUAUGCUUAAAAACAUCGUAGAAAAUAUGAUGAUGGAUUGGAUUUUGUGAUUCUUACAACAUUCUGAGUCAAAAAGUCAACGGUAUGGCUAUUACAGUUCCGACCACUUGCAGUUAUUUUUUGCUAUUGGGUUAAAAAACCUUUUUUAGCUUCCUCUUUUUGCCACAAAAUGUAGAAAAUUUACUGUGCUGCUACAAACUAAAGCUGUGCAACCAUCACAAACACUGAUGUUCAUGUCCACGUUCAUUCCUGUGAAGUCGUGGACAAUUUAGACGUCGGGAUAAGUUCUCUGUUUUAUCUGUGGAUUUAGCAUGGAAGCCACCAAAAUGAAUGAUGUGUGUGAAGGCUGCUUUUCCUGCGCCGCUGAGGGAACUAACCUGAUCACUACGCCAGUAAACCAAUACUGGAACCAUCCAAAGGUGUUUGAAUGUCUACUACUAUGGCACUUUUGAGGAAAUAAUUAUAGAAACAUUUGGGAGUUGUUGAACUGUGACUUUUAGGGUUCUUGUUUUUAUUUUAUUUUUUCUAUUUUACAAGUGUGUUUUAUUGUAUAUGUCAUUGUUAUGAUUUCCUUUUAAAUGGUUUGAAUGUAGAUUUUUUUCUUUAUCUUGAGACAGAAUGUGCUGUGGAUUGUACUGGACAACUAAAAAACUUAAAAGUGUUACUGGUACAUCUUGUUUUUUUGUUUUUUUUUCUUAUAUACCGUAUACUGGCACUUUCUUCUUCCUAACCUGAAUUAGUAUUCAGAAGUUAUUUUUUAAAAUUUAUCAUUUGCCCUAACUUUUUGCUACUGUACAUGCUGUUUCCAUCUCAUUUCUGUUGUAUUUUUUUUGUUUUACAUUUGCUGUAGAGAAACUGUGUAAUUAUUCUAGUACAUUCCAUAUUUGUCACUUCAGCUUCAGUAUCAUGUGCACUUUGGACCAAAAGAACUUAAAUUUGAUUGGAUCUUCCAGUAAAACAAGGGCAUCCGCCGUUCUGUUUCUAUUUAAUCACUAGAUAAAUCCAAAUAUGAAUAACUACAUAGUUAUAAUAUCAUGUAAGUACAUCAAGUUAACAAAAGACAUUUCUGAUUUUGGUUAAAAAUGUACUGUUCCGUGAUGAGAUGCUACAACUGCACUAUUAUGUGCAAUAACCUUUGCCAUCUAUGCAGCUACACUGAAUGCAUAUGUACUCACAGCAGCAUACUUAGUAAUUCAAAAGGUUGUUGGGUGAACUGCGGCAGCACAUAAAGACAAAUGACCUUGGCUGUAAAUUUACUGCUUUGCACAAAUAAAAGUUUAAAAAAAAAGAAAAAAGAA
Messenger RNA from Mugil cephalus (flathead mullet), 5659 nucleotides. RefSeq names its product choline kinase alpha (gene chka). The record is from RefSeq and is a predicted model, not a curated record. The transcript is spliced from 12 exons. Gene Ontology annotation, molecular function: ethanolamine kinase activity; choline kinase activity. Gene Ontology annotation, biological process: phosphatidylethanolamine biosynthetic process; CDP-choline pathway. Gene Ontology annotation, cellular component: cytoplasm. NCBI's taxonomy places the organism in Eukaryota, Metazoa, Chordata, Actinopteri, Mugiliformes, Mugilidae. The coding region runs from base 500 to 1756 and encodes 418 amino acids.